AUGCUCAAGCUCAUCCUUAGCUUACUCAGUCCAGCCACUGCUGUGAGGCUAGUCACUACCACGACACUGCCGGCCGUCUCCCCGGAGCGUGCCAUUCGCUUCCUCUCGACUCCAUCAAACUGGCCGAUUAUCGUGCUCUCCUCGUGGGCGGUACGCGGCACUGACAUCGACCGGCCGCUUGCGCCCGGAGAGGCGGUCGACGAAAUAUUCGGCUUGCCGCCGCUGCUGCCGCUCGAGGUGUCUUGGACCUGCACGUCCAUCGGCGAGUCCACCGCGGUGUUUGACUCUCCCUCUGGCCUCGCGGGCGUCGCAGAGAACUGCCAGAUGGACUUUGUGGCGGAGAAGGACGGCGCCGGAGGCUCACUGCUGCGGCUCGCUAUGUCGUAUGAACCUCUCAGCCCGCUCGCAAAUGCCGCGGGAAUAUAUCGGUGGCAGAUGGAUCGCAGAUCCCAUCUCGGUGAGCUCAAAAAAAUAGCGCGCUCUCUCCUCUCUCUCUCUCUCGCCUUCACCACACUACUCGCAAGCAUCUGCAAGCCCAAGGGCUCUCAUACGUCAUAG
Molecule: messenger RNA, 558 nt
Organism: Emiliania huxleyi CCMP1516
Lineage: Eukaryota; Haptophyta; Isochrysidales; Noelaerhabdaceae
Exons: 2
Coding region: 1-558 (185 amino acids)
Source: RefSeq, a predicted model, not a curated record